Molecule: messenger RNA, 1409 nt
Organism: Suillus plorans
Lineage: Eukaryota; Fungi; Basidiomycota; Agaricomycetes; Boletales; Suillaceae
Product: UbiA prenyltransferase family
Exons: 4
Coding region: 332-1207 (291 amino acids)
Cellular component (GO): membrane
Molecular function (GO): transferase activity, transferring alkyl or aryl (other than methyl) groups
Source: RefSeq, a predicted model, not a curated record
UCGAAUUACUUAAUAUUCCUGCUGACUGAGAGUCUCGAUGUGCCUCCGGUUAUGACGGUUCAAGGUACCCCGAAAGCUAUUUCUCACGAAUGCAGAUCGGAUUCACGAGCAAACCUGGAAGUUCGAAAGUUAUAUCUGAACCGGUCCGUCCGGGAUUCAAGGUGUGGCAAUGUUAAAUUAUAUCCUCACAGACUCCGGCCGGGGCAGGUUCCUUGUAAUUACACUCCCGGUAUGAAUAUUGCCAUCGACCGGCAGUUCACGUUUCUUUCAAGCGCGCAUUUGAAGUAUAAAAGCCUGGACCUGGGACAACCUAUGCAUUCAAAAAGCCACAAUGUUCUCUCAAGCUCUCACUGUUCGCGCUGAUAGCAUCGCUCGUCAUUUCGAGACGGUCUUCCUUUUUACAAAAAAUGAUAUCAGAACCACUCUGAUACCUGUCACUAUAUUCGCAUUAUCUGCGGCUCCCAAAUACAACCCCACCCAUGCUUGGAAUGCCCCUUUGUGGAUAUGGUUCCACUUAUUGCAGUUCAACAUUGCAAACCAGAUCCAGGAUCCGGAGGAGGACCGCAAGAACAAGCCCUCCCGUCCGAUACCUGCUGGUCGCAUUUCUGUCGACAGCGCAGCUGAUAUGCGCUGGGUUAUGGUCCCAGUCUGCUUGUUGCUAUCGUUGUGGUACGGCACUCAGGCUGUGCUGGCCAGCACGGUUUUUGCAGCGUUGACAAUCUGGUACAACGAACUUCGCGGUGAUAAAAUGGGAUUGUCGAAGAAUGUACUCACAGCCAUCCUCUACGGGUGCCUGGAGGUCGGAGGAACCGUCGCUGGUUCUCCCGACUCAUGCAUCGAUAUGGCUGGUGCUUUGGCGGCUGCAAUUAGCUCGACAAUCUAUGCGACUACGCUUCAUGCACAAGACUUUAAGGAUGAAGAGGGCGAUCGCCUCACUGGCAGGCGCACGCUGCCCACAAUGUUCCCUAAAGCCGCGCGCUUUUCAAUGAUGUUUGGUCUUCCCCUCUGGGCAUAUGCCUUGAGCCGUAUCUGGAAGACAGAUGCGCUCUCUACCACUGCAUUUGUACUUUACAGUGCAUUUGUGGGAACCCGAUUCGUGAUGUACAAGACGGUAGGCGACGAUAAGCAGUCCUGCAAAUUUUAUAGUCUGUGGCACUCGCUCGGUCAUCUACUUCCAGGUUACUGGCGGUUCUUCUACGGUGUUUGAGUAUCCGGAGCUGAAAGUCGCAUUUGUCCCGCUUUAAGUUAAGGGCGAAAGGGAGCGAAUAGGAGGGGGUGGACACAAAUGAUACCCGGAAGAAAUGCGUGCUUACUCAUGUUACAUAAAUUACGUAGAUGUAGAUAAUUUUCAUUUUGUUUCCCUUACAUAAUAAUGAUAUUUAUGCGAACAAGACCAAGCGGGCAAGUAC